AUGAUGGGCCUAUCGCAGUGGCUGCCGAGCCACAUCUUGCCCGCAAUACGCCAGCAGAUAAGAACCGCCGCGCAAAUCACCUCGAUCCACGCCGUAACGUCCAUCAGAACCACGCCUCCCUCAAAACAACACACAAUCGAAGAAGCCAACAAGCGGAAACAACUCUUGGACAGACCCGGUUUGUUCGGAAUCAAGCGCGGGAUGAUGACGUGGUUCACGCCCCAAGGGGAACAGCACGCCGCCACCGUGAUUGAGGUUGACUCUGUUGAGAUUUUGGGCCACAAGACCCGCGAGCAAUGGGGUUACGACGCCAAUAUCGUGGGCACCAUCGACAAGCUCAAGAACGUGGCGCAACCGCAAUUGAAGAUGUUUGAGGAGGCGGGCACGGCGCCCAAGUUCAAAUUCGGCGAGUUUCGCGUGCGCGAUGGGUCGGGGUUGAUCCCCGUGGGGACGGAGUUGAAGGCGGACUAUUUCGCGGUGGGCCAGUUGGUUGACAUCAAGGGGAUUACAAAGGGGAAAGGGUUCGCUGGUGUGAUGAAGAGAUGGGAUUUCAAAGGUGGCAGGGCCUCGCAUGGUGUUUCGAAGGCCCAUAGGAAGCCGGGUGCCACCGGUGGUAAUCAGAACCCAGGGCGGGUCUUCCCAGGUAAGAAGAUGGCUGGGAGAAUGGGAGGUAAGAACCUGACUGAUUUCAAUAAGGAGGUGUUGCACACCGAUGCUGACGCGGGCAUCUUGAUUGUCAAAGGGUGCAUUCCUGGGCCGAACAAGAGUAUAGUGCGAGUCGCCGAUGCUAUCAAGCUCUAUGGAAAACGUAUCGGCCAGACAUAA
This is a messenger RNA of Lodderomyces beijingensis, 825 nucleotides long. Lineage: Eukaryota; Fungi; Ascomycota; Pichiomycetes; Serinales; Debaryomycetaceae. The record is from the annotation of a GenBank genome assembly.